GAUGGUAACGAAUGAAAACAUUACAAAUAUUCCAAUACAAUGUCUUAUAAUACUCAAGUGAACUGUUGUCUUUAUAAAUAGAAUUACAAUAAAUCAAUUAAAAAUCAAAUAAACGCCAUAUAACCAUGUAUACAGUUUAAUAAAAUAGUCUAAAACAAAAAUAAACCGCGAUAAAUAACAAAAAUAUAACCUAAUUACCUGUGAAGUGAUAAUAGAGAAAAUGUUGAGAGUUUUAAGAUUUGCGGCGACUGCGGUGUUGUUGUUUACAGCCUAUUUCGGCGAUGUCAUAGUGUUUCGGUCUAGGUAUUCGAACUCCUUGCUGUUUCGAGCCAUUUGUGACGUUUUAGUGCAUGGAAGCUUGGGAUUCUUCUCAUCAAUAGUUUUCUUCAGUAUUGAUAAUAAUUAUUCCUCGCUGGAGUACGAUGGGACGCUACAUAUAGUUCUAUGCACAUUUUUCUCGUCCAUAAUCGAUAUUGAUCAUGUUUUCGUCGCUAAAUCGAUUUUUUUGAAGGAUAUGGUCAACCUGAAACACCGAGGAAUAUUCCACUGCACGACGUUUUGGCUCGCCCUCACUGCUUUACUACUCUUCUACAGCUACAUAAAGAAGAGAAUAGAAGUAUACAUGUUUAGUUUCAUGAUUGUAAUAGCAUAUAUUACUCAUCAUUUACGCGAUGGAACACGACGAGGCAUUUGGCUUUACCCUUUGGGAUCAACGCCACCUAUUGACAAACGGCUGUACUAUUUCAUACUAGGCACUUUCCCGCAUGUCAGUGCAAUGUUGUUUAAAAGAUAUAAGCGCUAUUUUAAUUAUCCUACUUUAGAAAGCACUUUUACUGUAUGAUUUUUAAUUUUUUGUUUAGUCAAAUUGAUUUAAGUAAGUAUUAGACGAUUUUUCAGUGAAUGAUCUUUUAUAAAGUUUUUUCUGUCAGUCUCGAUAUAGAUAACAAUAUGAUGCGGUCACUAAUUAUUGUAAGCGUCUACAGGUCCGCAUCGUACGCAUCGUACGCAUCGGACGGAACGCAUCAAACGGAUUGACUGCGUCCACUGUAUCGGCAGCGUUCGGAUUACCGACGCGAGUAUUAGCAAUCGGAUUGCCGAUGCCACUUUCACUCGAAUUUUUGGCAUCGGCAUUCCGUAUGACGUCAUCGGUACGCAUCGCAUGUAGGCAUUGCCGAUGAGCGGUCCGUACGAUGCGGAUCAGUGGACGCAGUUGUAUGAGUUUCUAUACAAGACAAACUAAAAUCCGUUGCGUGCGAUGCGUCAGAUGCGGGUAAAUCGGCGAUGAAAAUCUAUUCAUAAUAUUCUUAAUUAUAUGCUGACUUAGCGAUCGAGUUAUAUCGUAAUUGGAGACUGACAGCAGUCCGUAUCUUUUUAUAUUUUGUGUAUGACUGAGACUGAAAAUGUAUAUAAAUUAUAAUAUUAAAUAAAAAGAAAUGUGAUUGGGAAACUUAAUGAUAAAUACUAGAAAAUUCUAUAAGUAAUUUAAUUUGAAUUUUAUUGCCAAACCUGGGUUUUGAACCCAAGAUCUCACAAUCAGAUGUAGCAUUUGCAAUAUUUAAAUCUAAUUAGUCAAUAUAAAAAUGUUUUAUUAUUAUAAUUUUAUUGAGAUUGAAUAAUUUAAAAUAUAAUUAAUGCAAUAUUUUAAAUUGUAGGGCUUUGAUUAAUGUGUGUUAAAGUUUAGGGUUGACUCUCCUGACAUUGAUAACUGACGGCUUUUGUUAAAAGAAAAGUAAAAAAAGUGUUGAAAAUGUACGAUACGAAAAACAUCUUUAUAUUCCAAUUAAUGACCGAAUUCUUGCAUUACCAAUGUAAGGAUGGUCAGCCCUGUUUUCCAUGUGAUUUAAAUUGGUGCAUAAAUGUCUAAUAAUUAAAUUUUUCUAUGGUUGGGCUAUAGGUAUAAAAAUCAAAUUAUACACGGAAUACAAACGUGCAAACUGUCACAUCAAAUGAAUGUGAUAAAGCCGUAUAUAUGUGAUCGCAUAGGUGUGAGCGAGAGUUUUAUAAAAAUUUAAUUAGUGCAGUUCGCACGUUUGUAUCGUACCGUACGCAUCGUACGCAUUCUGUAUCAUGUCAGUGUACGCAUCGCACGUAGUGCCGAUGAUGCGGUCCGUACGAUGCGGAUCAGUGGACGCAGUUGUAUGAGUUUCUAUACAAGACAAACUAAAAUACGUUGCGUUCGGUGCGUGCGAUGCGGACCUGUGGAAACAUAUUUUAAUGGCUCAACAAGUUGUAAUAUUGUUGUGAUACUUACAUUAGAACUUAAAAAGGAAUUGUUUUAGUUUUUUCUACCAAUACCAAUAUUAAUUCUUUUGAAAUAUCCAAAUAAUAGAAUAAAUAAAGUUUAGGUAAGUUAAUAGAAAUUGCAAAGUGACAGUGACAUUUGAAUUCCCGCCAAUCGCAAUUAUUUCUUAUCUGUAUUGUAUCUUUUAUGACAAAUUGCGCCUAAAAUCUGAAAUGUGUGUAAAAUUAAACACCUGUUACCUAUGAGAUUUCCGUAAAAUGAAUAUCACUUCGUAUUUAUCUUGUAAAAUAAGGACCUAUUCUGAAGAAAAUGAAUAUAUUUGAGUACAAAUUGAGUAUUCCUAAAUUAUUAAUUUAUUCCUAAUUGUAUUUUGUGACAAAUCUAUGGUAACUUCCAUAAGUGACUGUCUCAUUUAUUUUAAAAUUUGUACUAAAACGAUUCAUUUUCACUAAUAUCUGAGCAUUUAUUAAGUAGGAACUUGGGACCUAAAUGUAACCGUUUUUAUUUUUGUAUUUUUUAUUACUAUUUAAUAUUAUGUAACUAUUGUAUAUAACACAUGCAUAUUGUACAUAAAUAAAUCGUUGAACUGA
This is a messenger RNA of Spodoptera frugiperda (fall armyworm), 2832 nucleotides long. Its product is annotated as transmembrane protein 267. The record is from RefSeq and is a predicted model, not a curated record. The transcript is spliced from 2 exons. Bases 221 to 841 code for a protein of 206 amino acids. Lineage: Eukaryota; Metazoa; Arthropoda; Insecta; Lepidoptera; Noctuidae.